Styela clava is the source of this 577-nucleotide messenger RNA. RefSeq lists its product as uncharacterized. The record is from RefSeq and is a predicted model, not a curated record. Lineage: Eukaryota; Metazoa; Chordata; Ascidiacea; Stolidobranchia; Styelidae.
UAUUUUACGAGAGAAAAAAUAUUGGAGAAAUAAAAAGGAAGCGCGUAUGAAUGAAACGAUUUUCAGUUUGAAGAACUUUCAAGCAACAUAGAAGACUCUCGUUAUAAAGUCGGCAGAAUGUUUCUAUUCACCGUGACCCUAUUUAUAUUUGCUGUAGGUGCGGGGCAAGCACGUAAUUGCUACUCUUGUUAUGAUUAUCCAAAUUUUGAUUACGAAGAAUGCUUCCAGGCAGAUUUUCCUUACAACAAUAGAACUUGCUACAACGAACAACAUCUGUGCUACGUUGCUACUGCAAAAGACGCCAACGGAAAUCUUGUUUACAUCGAUCGCGGAUGCUCCUCAUAUGAGGUGGGAGACUGUGUCCAAGCUACGAAUCAAACCGGACAUAAGUGGACACUAUGCACGAGAACUUGUAAAACAGACUUCUGCAAUACGGGUGACAACCAUGGAUUCUCCACCAGUGCCGAAACAAUUCUUGUCUCACUUUUCGCCUUAUUGGCGUUCUAUACCAAUAUGCUAUAGUUUAUUUUUGCUUUUCAUGAUCGUGUAAAGUGAUCGCUUCCAUAUAUAUUUUUCA